AUGUCUCUUCCCCUACGUACGCUGGGCCGAGAUGGGCCCUCCGUCUCUGCCAUCGGUCUUGGUUUUGGGAGCAUUGGCGGAUUCUACGGACCAGCUGGUACCCUUGACGAGAGAGUGGCCCUUUUGGAGCACGCACAUGCCGCCGGAUUGCGCUUUUGGGACAUGGCCGACAUCUACGGGGACAGCGAGGACGUUGUGAGGGAAUGGAUCAAACAAUCCGGCAAGCGCAACGACGUCUUCCUGGCCACCAAGUUCGGGCUCCAGCGACACCCUAAUGGAAGCCAUACUUUCCGGUCCGAUCCCGAGUAUGUCAAGGCUGCAUGUGGACGAAGUCUUCAGAGACUCGGGGUCGACACCAUCGAUCUCUACUACUGUCAUAGGGUGGACGGAGUCACGCCGAUUGAAAAGACGAUUAGAGCCAUGGUGGAGCUGAAGAACCAAGGCAAAAUUCGCUAUUUGGGUCUAUCGGACGUCUCAGCAACCACAUUACGGCGCGCGCAUGCCGUGCACCCUAUUACCGCCUUACAGGUGGAAUAUAGCCUGUUUACACUAGACAUCGAAUCACCAGCAUCAGAGAUCCUCAAGACCUGCCGCGAACUCGGCGUGGCUAUCGUUGCUUUUAGCCCGAUUGGACGGGGUAUACUGACAGGCCAAUUCCAAUCUCGCGCAGAUAUUCCCGAGGGUGACUUGCGCCGCAUGUACCCCAAGUACGCGGAGGAAAACUUCCCGGAAAUUCUGAAACUGGUGGACAAAUUGAAAGAUGUGGCUAAUGGUCAUGGGAGCACCCCAGCACAGGUUGCCCUUGCGUGGCUGCUGGCGACCGAACCGGAUAUCGUCCCUAUUCCUGGUACGAAGUCGGCUGCCAGGAUGGACGAAAAUGCCGCGGCUGCACUGCUGCAGUUGAGCGACCAAGAAGUGCAGGAGAUUAGGACUCUGGCGGAGAAGGUAGAGAUUGAAGGCACCCGGUACCCUGCUGCGGUGAUGGCGACUCUCUGCUCAGAUACGCCGCCGCUGGAAGAAUAA
This is a messenger RNA of Aspergillus fischeri NRRL 181, 1023 nucleotides long. RefSeq names its product aldo/keto reductase. The record is from RefSeq and is a predicted model, not a curated record. Bases 1 to 1023 code for a protein of 340 amino acids. Gene Ontology annotation, cellular component: cytoplasm. The transcript has 3 exons. NCBI's taxonomy places the organism in Eukaryota, Fungi, Ascomycota, Eurotiomycetes, Eurotiales, Aspergillaceae.